AUGGCGAGAGUCCUCGAGGAUGUGCUUGGACUGUUAGAUGCGGAGCUGCCACGUGAAGGCAGCAGAUCGUUCAAGUCGACUGGCUCGGGUCAAAAGAGCACUGCCAGGAAAAGAGGACCCACUGAUACCACAACUGGCCCAGCAGCCCAAGCGAAGAGGCAGAAGAAUGACUCCAAGCCGGCUACCAAGACUUCGAAGAAGAAUAUCAUGGUUGUGGGCAUCGACGCUGGUUGCACGUAUUCAGCCAUAGCAACUGGAAUUUAUGGUCAGCCAGCCUCACAGGUCAAGGUGUACCAGGCAUGGCAUAAGAACCAAAACAAAUGCAAAGACAAGGUACCUAGCAGAAUUGCGUAUGCCGAGGAAAACGACUUUCCGGAGGACAAAUUCGGAAACGACAUCAAACCAGAUAACAAGUCCACUGUCUGGUGGAAACUGCGAUGGGGUGAUGCCAUCCAUGUUUCCCAGAACAACCUUCGCCUGCUUGAGCACAGCGUUGGUGCAGAAGUGAUGAGGCUCCCUGAAGGAAAGGACCACACCACGGUAACCACAGACUGGUUGCACUUCCUGUACCAGAAAAUCAUGAUGCAUUACCAUGACUUCCUUGGAAUGGAAGCCUUUGACGAAACAACUUUCCACUUCUGCCUCGCGGUGCCAGCAAAUUGGACCCCAGAAGUCCGUGGCUUGUUUCUGCAAUGCGCGGCAUCUGCUGGCAUAGGCGGACCAAGAGGUGGCGUCAAGGACGAGGUGAUAUUUGUGAGUGAGCCAGAAGCUUCUACUGUUGCGGCCUUGCAGGCAUCGUUGGAGAACAAUGGUGGCUAUGCGGUCAAGAACAGCUGCAUCAUGUUGGUUGACCUCGGCGGCGGCACCAUGGAUGGUACCGUGCAUGUCGUGAAGAAGACUCGCCCCUUGAAACUUGAAGAAGCGUGCCCGCAGCUCGCACUUCAGUGUGGUGGAACAGACAUCGAUCGUGCAUUCCACAGCCAUCUGAAACAGAUCUUUGGAGAAGCAUUCAUCAAUCUCCCAUCGGCAUCGGUUUGCGCAGGGAGUGCAUUCAUGGAUGCAUUUGAAGACAUAAAAUGCGAAUUCACCGGAACCGACGAUGACGAAAGAGUGUCUCUGAUCCCACUGAGGAUACCUGACCUCGACGAGGAGGAUCCGGCGAUGCAAAAAGCAUAUGACUUCAGACGCAAUAGCGUUCGAAUCACUCGCGAACAAGUCAAGGAGAUGUUCGAGGUCGCAGUCGAAAAGGCAUGCCUUUUGGUGGCCAAGCUCCACGAGUCAAUCCCCCCAGGAGAGGACAAACCUGAACUUCAAACUUGUAUACUCUCUGGUGGUCUCGGCUCGUCACCUUACAUGCGCAGUCGAAUUGAUGAACACGUCCAGAAGUAUUUUGGCGGUAAGGUCGAGCUUGUGCAGCCCGAAAGACCAUGGCCAGCCGUUGCUCUCGGAGCCGCAAUGAUUGGGUGUGAAAGAGGCCAGAUCGUGGCGAGAAAAUCUCAAUACUUCAUUGGGAUUGUCACACAUGAACAGUUUGACGCCGAAAAGCACCACGAAGAUGACAAGUUCAAAUGCCCCUUGCUUGGGCUUCGAGCCAAGAAUCAAAUGCAAUGGCAUCUCAAGCGGAAUGAUGAGAUAUGUCCCAAGAUGACGAAGACAAUCAAGACUUAUGCGGCAAUUGGGCGCUCCAGAAGCGAUCGGAGCCGGGUCAUCAUAUCCCAGCGUCUCUAUGGCUAUCAGGAGGAUGAUCCGCCCAGUCGUCUUAACGACAGCGUUAGGUGUGUUGGAACCAUUAGAAUGGAUGUGACCAAGAUUGUUGAAACGAAGCAGAGGGAGAUGAGGAGUAGCGGGAGACGAACUCCUCUCACCAUCGAAAUUCCCAUCAACAUAGACGUGAUCGUGGGCUCAGAGCGAGGUGUUUUGGAGGUGCAAGCAAAAUGUGGGCGGCAAAAGUUGGACGGCACCACAAUCCACUACGAAAAGGACCUUGAAUGA
Molecule: messenger RNA, 1992 nt
Organism: Exophiala dermatitidis NIH/UT8656
Lineage: Eukaryota; Fungi; Ascomycota; Eurotiomycetes; Chaetothyriales; Herpotrichiellaceae
Exons: 9
Coding region: 1-1992 (663 amino acids)
Molecular function (GO): ATP binding; ATP-dependent protein folding chaperone
Source: RefSeq, a predicted model, not a curated record